This is a messenger RNA of Cervus elaphus (red deer), 1791 nucleotides long. RefSeq names its product membrane bound transcription factor peptidase, site 2 (gene MBTPS2). The transcript has 11 exons. Gene Ontology annotation, cellular component: membrane; cytoplasm. Gene Ontology annotation, biological process: regulation of response to endoplasmic reticulum stress; membrane protein intracellular domain proteolysis. NCBI's taxonomy places the organism in Eukaryota, Metazoa, Chordata, Mammalia, Artiodactyla, Cervidae. Gene Ontology annotation, molecular function: protein binding; metalloendopeptidase activity. Bases 138 to 1697 code for a protein of 519 amino acids. The record is from RefSeq and is a predicted model, not a curated record.
CCCCCUACGAGAAAGGCACCCGUGGCAGCUUGGUUCCUGCGUAGAUGCUGGGGCUGUAGGCGCCGCGCGGUCAGCUGGUUGCAGCUCGCAGGGAGGACGCCGGCGAUCGCCUUCCCUGCGCUGGCCCCGCCGCUGCCAUGAUUCCGGUAUCGCUGGUGGUAGUGGUGGUGGGCGGCUGGACUGCCGUCUACCUGACCGACUUGGUGUUGAAGUCAUCUGUAUAUUUUAAGCAUUCUUAUGAAGACUGGCUGGAAAACAACGGAUUGAGCAUCUCCCCUUUUCACAUAAGAUGGCAGACUGCUGUUUUCAAUCGUGCCUUUUACAGUUGGGGACGGCGGAAAGCAAGGAUACUUUACCAGUGGUUCAAUUUUGGAAUGGUGUUUGGUGUAAUUGCCAUGUUCAGCUCUUUUUUUCUUCUGGGAAAAACGCUGAUACAGACUUUAGGCCAAAUGAUGGCUGACUCUUCUUAUUCCUCCUCCUCCUCCUCUUCCCAUUCUUCCUCCUCUUCCUCUUCUUCUUCCUCCUCUUCCUCCUCCUCUUCCUCACUUCACAAUGAACAGGUGCUCCAAGUUGUGGUUCCUGGCAUUAAUUUACCUGUCAACCAACUGACCUAUUUCUUCGCUGCAGUCCUCAUUAGCGGUGUUGUACAUGAAAUUGGACAUGGAAUAGCAGCUAUUAGGGAACAAGUUCGAUUUAAUGGCUUUGGGAUUUUUCUCUUCAUUAUUUAUCCUGGAGCAUUUGUUGAUCUGUUCACCACUCAUUUGCAACUUAUAUCACCAGUCCAGCAGCUAAGGAUAUUUUGUGCAGGUAUCUGGCAUAAUUUCAUCCUUGCACUCCUGGGUAUUUUAGCUCUUAUUCUCCUUCCUGUAAUUCUCUUGCCGUUUUACUACACUGGAGUUGGGGUGCUUAUCACUGAAGUUGCUGAGGACUCACCUGCAAUUGGACCCAGAGGCCUUUUUGUGGGAGACCUUGUCACCCAUCUACAGGAUUGUCCUGUUACCAAUGUACAAGACUGGAAUGAAUGUCUGGAUACCAUCACCUAUGAGCCCCAAAUUGGUUACUGUAUAAGUGCAUCAACUUUGCAGCAGUUAAGCUUCCCAGUUAGAGCAUACAAACGGCUAGAUGGUUCGACUGAAUGCUGUAACAAUCACAGCCUUACAGAUGUUUGCUUUUCCUAUAGAAAUAAUUUUAAUAAGCGUUUGCAUACAUGUCUACCUGCCCGGAAAGCAGUUGAAGCCACCCAAGUUUGUAGAACCAAUAAAGACUGUAAAAAAAGCUCAAGUUCAAGUUUCUGUAUAAUACCUUCUUUGGAAACUCAUACGCGCUUAAUAAAAGUGAAACACCCACCUCAAAUUGAUAUGUUAUAUGUAGGACAUCCGCUGCACCUUCACUACACAGUGAGCAUCACCAGUUUUAUCCCACGUUUCAAGUUUCUAAGCAUAGAUCUGCCUGUGGUUGUGGAGACAUUUGUCAAGUACCUGAUUUCCCUCUCGGGAGCGCUAGCAAUUGUUAAUGCAGUGCCCUGCUUUGCUUUGGACGGACAGUGGAUUUUAAACUCUUUCCUAGAUGCUACUCUUACCUCAGUGAUUGGAGACAAUGAUGUCAAAGAUCUGAUAGGAUUUUUCAUCUUGCUUGGUGGCAGUUUACUUUUGGCUGCCAAUGUGACCCUGGGCCUCUGGAUGGUUACAGCACGGUAAUAUUUGGACUCAUCUGAUAGAAUCUCUGAGUUACAAUAUAUAAUACUGAAAACCUUACUUGGUAUGAAAUAAAAACUGUUUCCUUAAAAUUGCA